Hevea brasiliensis (rubber tree) is the source of this 1821-nucleotide messenger RNA. RefSeq names its product protein Brevis radix-like 4. Bases 309 to 1445 code for a protein of 378 amino acids. Lineage: Eukaryota; Viridiplantae; Streptophyta; Magnoliopsida; Malpighiales; Euphorbiaceae. The record is from RefSeq and is a predicted model, not a curated record. The transcript is spliced from 6 exons.
UACUACUAUCCCCAUUGUAGCGAUUAGCCAACACCAAAGCUCAGCUGAAAAGGACAAAAAGAUUCUUCUUUCCCAUUUCGAUCCUUUUGACCAAUUUCUUUUUCCUUUUUUCCCCUCUUUAUAAUAAUCAUAAUCAUCUCCUUCUGUUUGUUUAUUCAUGUAAUUCAUACAAAUUUGAGAGCAGAGAAUCUCUGAUCGCGUUACCUGAAGCGGGCAUUCAAGCACUGCAUGGCCACUGCGUUUUAGGAGCAUCUCGUUUUUAGCGGUGCGACUCUCAAGCCAAACUGAUUCAUGUAAGUAAUUGAAAAAUGCUGACGUGUGUACCUCGAACGAAGCAACCCGGCGAUGACUCGUUGAGUCAAGCCGAUGAGUCUGGCACCACGAGCAUUCAUAAUACCAAACACCACCAAGCGAUCAAAUCCCUCACUACUCAGCUUAGGGACAUGGCAUUAAAGGCCUCCGGAGCAUACCGGCACUGCAAUCCAUGCACGGUGCCAACAACUCAGGGCCGUUUCAGGAGCAACUGGAACGAGUCUGACGCAGAGUCAGAGCGAUUCCGGUGGUCGUUACGCCGGACCGGAAGCUCGAGCUCGACGACGACUAGAACAUGGGGGAAGGAGAUGGAGGCCAGGCUGAAGGGGAUAUCGAGCUCGAGCGGCGAAGGGACCCCAAACUCAAUGAAUGGCAGUGGGCGCCGGGUCGACCCGCCCGUGGUGUUCGUCGAAGAGAACGAACCCAAGGAGUGGGUGGCCCAGGUGGAGCCCGGUGUUCUGAUCACUUUCGUUUCUCUCCCGCGCGGAGGAAAUGAUCUCAAGCGGAUACGUUUCAGUCGAGACAUGUUUAACAAGUGGCAAGCUCAAAGAUGGUGGGCAGAGAAUUAUGACAGGGUCAUGGAGCUUUACAAUGUCCAGAGGUUUAAUCGCCAGGCUUUUCCCCUUCCAACACCCCUAAGAUCUGAAGAUGAGAGCUCAAAGAUGGAGUCUGCAGAAGACAGCCCUGUAACGCCACCACUGACCAGAGAACGCUUGCCUUGUAAUCUGUAUCGACCAACAGGGAUGGGAAUGGGCUACUCAUCCUCAGAUUCACUGGAUCAUCAUCCAAUGCAAGCUCGGCAUUACUGUGAUUCAGGUGGUCUCACUUCGACCCCAAAACUCUCUAGUAUUAGUGGGGCCAAGACAGAAACAUCAUCAAUGGAUGCUUCUAUAAGAAGUAGCUCAUCAAGGGAGGCAGAUCGCUCUGGGGAGCUGUCAAUAAGCAAUGCUAGUGAUAUGGAAACUGAAUGGGUUGAACAGGAUGAACCGGGAGUUUACAUAACUAUCAGAGCCUUGCCAGGUGGCAAAAGGGAGCUCAGAAGAGUUAGAUUCAGCCGGGAAAAAUUUGGGGAGAUGCAUGCCAGAUUGUGGUGGGAAGAGAAUCGAGCCAGGAUACAUGAACAAUACUUGUAAUUGAGCAAAAAACAGUAGCUGCUGGUGCUGUCAAGAUUGUGGGGGUGUGUUUAUCUCUACUAUUUCUUUGAAUCAUUUUUUUUUCUUCCUUCCAUACUAGUAGAAUCUCUUCCAUACAGAAUCUAAACAGGUGCUGCUGGCACCUCUCGAUUUUUGGGAGACUCCUCGCAUGAUUCUUGGAAAAGUUUCUUACUUGUGAAGUUCCUCAACUUGGUAGAUGCAUGAGCAUACCAUCGUGGGAAUUGGGAUGAUAUCCUUAAUUAAUCUAUAUUUUAACAAUUUCUUUUAAUUAUGGGUGGAUAAAGAGCAAUAGUUGUGUAUUCACAGUUAUAUGGGUGGUCAACACAUCAGUAUCAAUGAAAGAAUGUGUUUUCUA